Molecule: messenger RNA, 606 nt
Organism: Penicillium angulare
Lineage: Eukaryota; Fungi; Ascomycota; Eurotiomycetes; Eurotiales; Aspergillaceae
Product: bifunctional phosphatidyl-N-methylethanolamine N-methyltransferase/phosphatidyl-N-dimethylethanolamine N-methyltransferase
Exons: 5
Coding region: 1-606 (201 amino acids)
Biological process (GO): phosphatidylcholine biosynthetic process
Molecular function (GO): S-adenosylmethionine-dependent methyltransferase activity
Source: RefSeq, a predicted model, not a curated record
AUGGCUUCUCUCUCCAACUUCGUUAACUUGUCUUCUCCUGCCUUGUUAGUCUCUGCGGCCACUAUUGCUUUCAACCCAAUCUUCUGGAACAUUGUUGCUCGAGCAGAAUACAACAACCAUAUCUUGACUCGCAUUUUCGGGGGCCCUUACAAGGGAUGCUACUUCCUCGCUUUUACCAUAUUCGCUAUAGGCAUUGUGCGUGAUCAUGUGUACCAGGUCGCUUUGGACGAGCAACCUUUCUACGCCCCCGUGCACCAACCCAUUAUUGGGGGGAUUCUGUUUGCAUCUGGCUCUGUUCUGGUUCUUUCGAGUAUGUGGGCUCUUGGUGUGACCGGCACCUAUCUGGGUGAUUACUUUGGAAUUCUCAUGGAUGCCCCUGUCACUGGCUUUCCAUUCAACGUUACUGGCUCGCCAAUGUACUGGGGAAGUACCAUGAACUUCCUGGGCGUUGCACUGUGGAAGGGCAAAGCUGCUGGAUUGUUACUUACCGCCGAGGUCUUUGUGCUGUACUGGUUUGCUUUGCAGUGGGAGGACCCUUUCACUGCUGAGAUUUAUGCCAAGCGUGAGCGUGAGCGCGCCAAAAAGCAGGGCGGCAAGAGGCAGUAA